This is a messenger RNA of Coregonus clupeaformis (lake whitefish), 2159 nucleotides long. RefSeq names its product complement decay-accelerating factor. The coding region runs from base 165 to 1169 and encodes 334 amino acids. The record is from RefSeq and is a predicted model, not a curated record. Lineage: Eukaryota; Metazoa; Chordata; Actinopteri; Salmoniformes; Salmonidae. The transcript is spliced from 12 exons.
AUGGUUGCUAGAAAGUGAAAAGAUCAUCAAGCGACAGUUGAAGUCGUCCAUGGACUGAUAAGCCAGCCAGCUAGAUAGUACCAACAAGAUCAGAGAGAAAUUGUUAAAUCGAGAGACCGACUUGUCUUCACAUCAAUUCGACUUUAAAAAGGACUGCCAGUAUAAUGUUUUAUUCAAAUUCAUGGACCAAGUGCUUGAUAUGCCUUAUCUUUAUAACAAGUGGAAAUGCUGAGUGUCCCAAACCUCAAGUAGAGGGAAAUUUUGUUCUAACGAAUGAUGCGCUCUUAAAAAACGAUUUUCCGGAGGGCACGGAAGCCACUUUUGAGUGUGCCAACGGCUACUUGAAAGAGCAAGGAUCUGAAAGGAUCACCUGCACAAGUGGAGAGUGGAGCACGCUCGAAUUAACCUGCAAAAAGAAGGACUGUGGUGCCCCCAGGAAGAUAGCACAUUUGACUUAUGAGUUUGGUGAGGAAGGCACACUUUUUGGUGCAUCAGCAAAGGCAAUCUGUGAUAAAGGUUAUCAACUUAUGGGCCCAAGUUACAGGCAAUGUUAUGCCAACGGUUGGAGUGGGAGACCAAGAUGUGAAGUGGUAACUUGUGAAAAACCUAUUGAGAUAAAGAAUGGCACGAUCACAGAGCAGCCUGACAAAGAGUUUCCAGAGUAUGGUGGUGUCAUACAGUACUCCUGUGAUGAAGGUUACACCCUCAUUGGAAACAAAUCCAUUGAGUGCAAUGAAGAUGGUGAAUACAACUCAGUCCCUCCUGAAUGUAAAGAUGGCAAUGACAUUCCUUUGAAACCAACAACAACUAUAUCAACAACAUCAAUAACAACAACAACAACAUCGACUGUUCCACCCAUAAUACAAGAUGUCGAUGACAUUCCUUUGAAACCAACAACAACUAUAUCAACAACAUCAAUAACAACAACAACAACAACAUCGACUGUUCCACCCAUAAUACGAGUUUCAGGGAGGAAUAAUGGCAUUGGUGAACAUGACACCAAUGCAGCUACUGGGAAUGCAGCAGUUGUGGGAAGUGUGAUCGGCACUGUCAUAGUUACACUUAUUGUGCUGUUCACACUAUAUCGUUUUUAUAAGAGGAAAGGCUCAUACCAGACGGGAGAAGACCCAAGUCGAAAAGAGGAGUUAUUACAAUUUAAAAAUAACUAAGUUGAAUGCCUACCCAAGGGCUAGGACUGCUCCUAUCUGCUAGUCUGCAUCUGUAGCCUUGAAAAGAAGUGCCAGUGCCCAGCAGAUUGUUUCUCUGACCAUUUCCUGGUUGGACAAAGCCACUUAAUCUACAGUGCCCUUUACGUAUGUGGCAUUACUGAAUGGAAGGUAUAAUUGCACUUUUUUAUGAAGUUAUAUGAAAUCGUUUUUGAAAGUCACUUCAGCGGAAAUGUUUUAACCCAAUGUUCAAAAUCCGGUAUUAUUUUUUAUGUAUUUAUAUAGAAAACUGGAAUAUGCGUAAUUGUCUUUUCAACUACCAUGUUUGACUACAGAUUGCUAGCUUGCUCUGUUGUGUGGGCAGAAGCCCCUGUAAUAAGAUGAAUGCACUAAACAAAAUGUAUGAUUGAGAAAAUUCCCAGGCUGAUAAUCACUGACCAUUCCUAAAAGUGUGCUUACUGAUCGUGGCUCACAUGAAAAUAACAAUAAGGGACGGUUUCCUGGACCCAGGUUAAGUCUACUGUAUUCCUUUUCAAGUAGGCUUAAUCUGGGUCUGGCAAAGCAGCUCUUCAUGUUAAUUUCCUGCAGCCCCAAAUGUCACAAAAUAAUGUCAAUCUUAUAUAUGUAGAGGUUUUGUACUUUGAUUUUAUAGUGUGUAUUGUGUAAUUUAAGAGAUCAAAUCAUUUUAUGAUAACUGCCUUUUCUCCUUCUUUGAGACACAUUUGUGUAAAUAUGAAAGUAUGUACAUUGUCAAAAAUCAGUGUUUGGUAGGUUAGUUUGUAAAUGUUACUAUACUAUAUCCCAGAAAUGUUCCAUAUGCACAAAAAGCUUAUUUCUCUCAAAUGUUGUGCAUCAAUUUGUUUAUAUCCCUGUUAGUGAGCAUUUUUCCUUAGCCAGAUAAUCCAUCCACCUGACAGGUGUGGCAUAUCAAGAAGCUGAUUAAACAGCAUGAUAAUUACAAAGGUGUACCUUGUGCUGGGGACAAUAAAAGGC